UAUUUUUUCUCAAUGGAAUUACCACCAUUCCUCGCUCCGUGUCCUUCAUCAUUUAUUUCCCCUUCUUCCUCAUCUUCUUCAUCUACAUCUUCUAAUUCUUCAUCUUCUCCAUCAUUUGGAGGUAUUCUUCCACCCGUUAAUUUGUUAGGGAAUUCACGUCCCCAACCAAUUAACAAUAAUUUAACUUCAACUAACAAUAACCAACAACAAUGUUCUACUAAUCUUUCCAUACAUUCAUCUUCUCAACUUUCGUCAUCCUCUUCUUCUUGUUCACAUCAACAUCAUCAUCCUUCUUCAUGUUGGACUUUAUAUAGUCAAGAAACAGAUAACAACAACAACAAUACUAACGGCGGAUUUCAACCUCCUCCCCCUCCUCCACACCAACAUGGAAAUGGAGGGACAUAUUCACGUGUUUCUUGUAUGAUUGAUCCUUCUGGACGUCAACAACAUCCUUCUUCCUCAUCUAUUUCAUCUACACCCUCUCCUGGAACUUCUUCAUCAACUGCUAUUGUAAACAGACCGUGUGGACGUAUUAUUGGAGAGGAGGGGGUUACGACUGCAAAACUUGAUUUAAGUAGAAGUUAUGUAAUUGGAACAAUGGGUGGUCAACAACAACAGCAACAGGCAACAUUAGCAGCAGUAUCCUCUUCAACUCCAAUAACAUUUCAUAUUUUAACGGCAAAUUCUCUAUUACAACAACAACAAAAUAAUCCUGAACAUCAUCAUCAUCAAUUACAACAACAAGAGCAACAACAACAACAAAUUAAUUAUUUUUCAACAGGAAGACGCCAAAUUCAACAGCAACAAAUAUUACAACAACAACAACAAUUAAUUGAAGCAUCUCAUUAUCACCAACAUACUUCACAACAUCCAUUAAAUCCCCAACAACAACCUCCCACAAGUACUUUAUUACAAUCUCCACAUACAUUUGUUCUUCGAAGAUCUGGAUUAAAUAAUCAAAGAAAAUCUCCAAAUAUUUCUGUAGACGAAGUUGAAGUAGAAGGAGGAGGGGGAGGAGAAAAUAAUAGACAAAUAAUAAUAAUUGAUGAAGAUAUUAAUUCUGAAAAUGAAGGAAAAAGAACAAAAAAUUGUUCGAAAAAUGAUAAUGAAGGAGAACAAAAUAAUCAAAAUAAUAUUGCUAAAGCGCCUCCUGAAACAGGCGCAUCUUUGCCUCGAAAUAUACUCUACAAGCAAUAUAUAGAUCAUUGCAAAGAAUUAGGAUUUACCCAAGUAAAUGCUGCAUCUUUUGGAAAAUUAAUUCGUCAAGUUUUUAAUCAAAAAUUAUCUACUCGCCGUCUUGGUACUAGAGGGAAUAGUAAAUAUCAUUAUAAUGGUAUUUGUUUAAAACAAAACAGUCCUUUACGUGCUACAAUGAGUGCAGAUGAAUUAGAAAGAAUGAUGAAUGGUUCACAACAACCACAUAAAAACUCUCAACGUUCACAAAGAAAACAACAAUUUAACAAUAAUAAUUUACAAAAAUCAAAAAGAAAAAUUGAAAGAGAAAUAAAUUCAAAUAAUUUAAAUAAUUUUUCUUCUUCCGCGGCAACAUCUCCAUGUGAAGAAAGAGAAGAAUCUAUUAAUAUUGAAUUAGAACAACAAUAUCAACAACAACAAAGUCCUCCCAUAAUUUAUCCAUCAAAUAUUAAUCAUCACAACCAACACCAACAAUCAACAACAACAACAUUAAAUACUUCUUCUUCAUUAUCUCCCCCAACAUUUUUAUUACCCCCUCCACAAUUAAAUGAUUUAAUUGAAAUAAAAGAAGGAGGGCUAAGAUUACCAGAAAUAGAAUUACCUAUUUUGGAUGAAUGUAUUCUUUUAAGAUAUGGAUUAAGUGUUGGGCAUGUUUUGAAGUUUUUUGAUGAAUAUAGAGAGCAUUCCAGGAAAGUUUUAAAUUGUGUAAAAGAUUUUCGAUUAAAAUUAAUUGAACAAUUAUGGAUAUCCUUUUGGCAAAAAAAUAUUGUUUAUGAUGGUGAUAUUGAACAAUGUCAACAAAGAGGAAGAAACGAAGAAAAUAAUGUUGAAUUAGGUUUAAUGCGUGGUGCUCCGAUUUUGGAUAAUCGUUCUUUAUGUCGUCUUUGUUCUUUGCCUGAAAUUAUUUCUUAUGUUGAAACUUUUGAUUUAAAAUUUUAUCAAAUUAUUUUGGAUUUUUUCUUUUCUAGUCCAUUAAGAAUUCCUUUAGAAAGUGAUUUAUGUAAUAAUCUUCGAAAUUUUGGUAAAAGUAUUGAAUUUUGGAUGGAAAAUGCUUUGGGAGGAGGAAAUAAUUCAAAUUUAAAUUAUUUAAUUCCCCCAGCAUUUAAAAAAGCUAAAUUAGAAUGUAUUCGGUUAUUGGCUAAUUCUCUAACUCGUUUAUCUUCUUUUGUUCAUUUGGCUAUUACCGCUAGAAGUGUUUUACAAAAUAAAGAACAAGUUAAAAAAGUACACGAUGAUUUUAAUCGUGUUGAUUUUGGAGUUUUUCAUUGGCAAGCCGAUUGGUUAUGUUCUUCUAACUCUUCUUUAAAUAAGAAUUCAUUCCAAGAAUCAACAGAAUUAAAUGAAAGUUUUUGUAGUUGUAAUGUUUUGGCACGUGAAUUGGUUGGACAGUUUCGUGAACGUUUAUCUCGUCAUUGUUCAAUAGAAGAGUGGGCUGAUUGGUUAGAAUCAAUUGUUGAUAAAGCUUUAAAUUUUCCAAAAACAUUUAAAUAUUCCCCCCAACAAAUAGCUAGUAAAGGAAAACGAUUUUUAUUAGCUUGGACUUUACAUUCUUCUCUUCUUUUAAAAGAAAUUACUUUACAUUCUUCAACUUCUUUUGGAGAAUUUCAUUUAGUUCGGCUUGUAUUUGAUGAUUAUUUACUUAUUAUUAUGGAAAGAAAAUUAGCAAAAAUUUUGGGAAAAUUACCUAUUGAAUUAAUGGCACCAGAGUGGCUACAAAUGGAAGCAAGUUUAAACCAGGCACAACAACAAAAUUCAACACCAAUAACAUUAAAAGAAAAAACUUCUCUAAACUUUUCCUCCUCUCCAAAUAAUCCUCCAAUUGUUUCAACAUCUUCUUCACUUGUCCAUUUAUUACCUUCUUCAACAACACAACAUUACCAGAAUUUUUAUUCAACAAAUAUACAACAACAACAACAACAAAAACACCAACAAACAAAUACAACAACACAUUACCCAAUGGUCGAAAAACUUCCACUUCCGGGGCCUGAACCUCCAUUAGAUAUGUUAAAUGUGAAUGGUGAAGAGGAUGUUGAUGAUUAUCAACAAGAAACAACAACAAUUAAUUUAACUCAAGAAGCUUUAACUCCCCCACAAAUUCAAAAAGAAAUUCAAAAUAAAUAUAAAAAAAUAAUAAACGAAACAGGAGGAACAUCAACAACAACAACAACAAUUCAUUAUAUUUUAGUUGAAGAACAAAGAAGAGGAGAAGAAAUGUUGGGAUUAGAUACAGAAAUGGAAGAAAUUGAAGAAGAUAAUUAUGAGAAAGAAGAAAAUGAAGAAGGCUUUGUUGUAAUUAAAAAACAAAGAAAAAUUCAAGAAAUUAAACAAAAUAAUGAUUUUAAUAAUAACGAUAAUAUUUUGAUGAAAAAAUGA
Meloidogyne enterolobii is the source of this 3567-nucleotide messenger RNA. The record is from the annotation of a GenBank genome assembly. NCBI's taxonomy places the organism in Eukaryota, Metazoa, Nematoda, Chromadorea, Rhabditida, Meloidogynidae.